Molecule: messenger RNA, 3546 nt
Organism: Eubalaena glacialis (North Atlantic right whale)
Lineage: Eukaryota; Metazoa; Chordata; Mammalia; Artiodactyla; Balaenidae
Gene: MEGF11
Product: multiple EGF like domains 11
Exons: 26
Coding region: 124-3546 (1140 amino acids)
Cellular component (GO): membrane
Molecular function (GO): protein binding
Source: RefSeq, a predicted model, not a curated record
GCCCGGCUCUGGGCUGCCCGCUGCUCUGGCUCCUGGUCGGCGCUCCGGCGCGGCUCAGGCUCCGGAGGACAGGACCGCGACUGGCCGACUGAGCCCCGGGCGGGCCGCGAAGCAGGGCCCAGGAUGGUGCUCUCAGUGGCAGGGCUCCUUGUCUGCUACCUCCUGCAAACCGUCCUCUCCCUCAACCCCGAGGACCCCAACGUGUGCAGCCACUGGGAGAGCUAUGCCGUGACCGUCCAGGAAUCGUACGCACACCCGUUUGAUCAGAUCUACUACACGCGAUGCACAGACAUCCUCAACUGGUUCAAGUGUACCAGGCACCGGAUCAGUUAUAAGACAGCGUAUCGGCGUGGGCUCCGGACCAUGUACCGGCGGAGAUCCCAGUGCUGUCCUGGCUACUAUGAAAGCGGAGACUUCUGCAUACCCCUGUGUACAGAGGAAUGUGUGCACGGCCGCUGCGUUUCCCCGGACACCUGCCACUGUGAGCCCGGCUGGGGAGGGCCUGACUGCUCCAGCGGCUGCGACAGCGACCACUGGGGCCCCCACUGCAGCAACCGGUGCCAGUGCCAAAACGGAGCCCUGUGCAACCCCAUCACCGGCGCCUGCGUGUGUGCCGCCGGCUUCCGAGGCUGGCGCUGCGAGGAGCUCUGCGCGCCUGGCACCCACGGCAAGGGCUGCCAGCUGCCGUGCCAGUGCCACCACGGCACCAGCUGCGAUCCCCGCACCGGCGAGUGCCUCUGCUCGCCCGGCUAUACUGGCGUCUACUGCGAGGAGCUCUGCCCACCUGGGAGCCACGGGGCUCACUGUGAGCUGCGCUGCCCCUGCCAGAAUGGGGGUACCUGCCACCACAUCACUGGCGAGUGUGCCUGCCCCCCAGGCUGGAUGGGAGCAGUGUGUGCCCAGCCCUGCCCACCAGGGACAUUCGGCCAGAAUUGCAGCCAGGACUGUCCUUGCCACCACGGAGGGCAGUGUGACCACGUGACUGGGCAGUGCCACUGCACAGCCGGAUACAUGGGGGACAGGUGCCAAGAGGAAUGCCCCUUCGGGACCUUUGGCUUCCAGUGCUCCCUGCGCUGUGACUGCCACAACGGGGGUCAGUGUUCACCCACCACCGGUGCCUGCAAGUGUGAACCUGGCUACAAAGGCCCACGCUGCCAGGAGCGGCUGUGCCCCGAGGGCCUGCAUGGCCCAGGCUGCAGCUUGCCCUGCCCCUGUGAUGCCGACAACACCAUCAGCUGCCACCCAGUAACUGGAGCUUGCACCUGCCAGCCGGGGUGGUCUGGCCACCACUGCAAUGAAUCCUGCCCUGCUGGCUACUAUGGCGAUGGCUGCCAGCUGCCUUGCACCUGUCAGAACAGCGCCAACUGCCACAGCGUCACUGGGAGCUGCACUUGUGCCCCAGGCUUCAUGGGGGAGGUCUGUGCAGUUCCCUGUGCAGCAGGGACCUACGGCCCCAACUGCUCAUCUGUCUGUAGCUGUAACAGCGGUGGCACCUGCUCCCCAGUAGAUGGCUCCUGCACCUGCAAGGAGGGGUGGCAGGGCCUCGACUGCACCCUGCCGUGUCCCAGUGGGACAUGGGGCCUGAACUGCAACGAGAGCUGCACCUGUGCCAAUGGGGCGGCCUGCAGCCCCACCGAUGGUUCCUGCUUCUGCACCCCUGGCUGGCUGGGGGACAACUGCGAACUGCCCUGCCCGGAUGGCACAUUUGGGCUGAACUGCAGUGAGCGUUGUGACUGCAGCCACGCUGAUGGCUGCGAUCCCGUCACAGGCCACUGCUGCUGCCUGGCCGGAUGGACAGGCAUCCACUGUGACAGCACGUGUCCGCCCGGUCGUUGGGGCCCCAACUGCUCCGUGUCCUGCAGCUGCGAGAACGGCGGCUCCUGCUCCCCAGAGGAUGGGAGCUGCGAGUGUGCCCCGGGCUUCCGAGGACCCUUAUGCCAGAGAAUCUGCGCGCCUGGGUUCUAUGGCCACAGCUGCGCCCAGCCGUGCCCCCUCUGUGUGCACAGCAGCGGGCCCUGCCACCACGCCAGCGGCAUCUGUGAGUGCCUCCCCGGAUUCUCCGGAACCCUCUGCAACCAAGUGUGUGCUGGAGGGCACUUUGGGCAGGACUGUGCCCAGCUCUGCUCCUGUGCCAACAACGGGACCUGCAGCCCCAUCGACGGCUCCUGCCAGUGCUUCCCUGGGUGGAUUGGCAAGGACUGCUCACAGGCUUGCCCACCUGGGUUCUGGGGCCCCGCCUGCUUCCACACAUGCAGCUGCCACAACGGGGCGAGCUGUAGCGCCGAGGAUGGGGCCUGCCACUGUGCCCCUGGUUGGACCGGACUCUUCUGCACGCAGCGCUGCCCAGCAGCAUUUUAUGGGAAGGACUGCGGGCACGUGUGCCAGUGCCAGAAUGGUGCCAGCUGUGACCACAUCAGCGGCAAGUGUACCUGCCGCACGGGCUUCACCGGGCGACACUGUGAGCAGAGAUGUGCCCCAGGAACCUUUGGCUAUGGGUGUCAGCAGCUAUGUGAGUGCAUGAACAAUGCCACCUGUGACCAUGUCACAGGCACCUGUUAUUGCAGCUCUGGAUUCAAAGGGAUCAGGUGUGACCAAGCUGCCCUCAUGAUGGAGGAGCUAAAUCCCUACACCAAGAUCAGCCCAGCACUGGGUGCAGAGCGGCACUCGGUGGGUGCUGUCACAGGCAUCGUCCUCCUGUUGUUCCUCAUUGUGGUGCUGCUGGGCCUGUUCGCCUGGCACCGGCGGCGGCAGAAAGAGAAGGGCCGAGACCUGGCUCCCCGCGUCUCCUACACACCUGCCAUGAGGAUGACCAGCACUGACUACUCCCUCUCAGAUUUGUCUCAAAGUAGCAGCCAUGCCCAGUGCUUUUCCAAUUCCAGCUACCACGCACUGGCGUGCGGGGGGCCUAACACCAGCCAGGCCAGCACUCUGGACAGGAACAGCCCCACCAAGCUCAGUAACAAGUCCCUUGACAGAGACAUGGCAGGCUGGACCCCCUACAGCUAUGUGAACGUGUUAGACUCCCAUUUCCAGAUCAGUGCCCUGGAGGCCAGGUACCCGCCCGAGGACUUCUACAUUGAACUUAGACACCUCAGCCGCCCCGCUGAGCUACACUCACCAGGUGCUUGUGGAAUGGAUAGACGUCAGAACACAUACAUUAUGGACAAAGGCUUCAAAGAUUACAUGAAAGAAUCCGUAUGCAGUUCUAGCACUUGUUCCUUGAAUAGCAGUGAAAACCCUUAUGCCACAAUUAAGGACCUGCCCAUCCUCACCUGCACGCUUCCAGAAAGCAGCUAUGUAGAAAUGAAGUCGCCUGUGCACACGGGGUCUCCGUACACAGAUGUGCCAUCCUUGUCGACAUCUAAUAAAAAUAUAUAUGAAGUUGAGCCCACAGUCAGUGUGGUCCAAGAAGGCCGUGGUUGUAACUCCAGCUAUAUCCAGAAUCCAUACGACCUACCUAGGAACAGCCAUAUUCCUGGUCAUUAUAACCUCCUCCCAGUAAGACAGAGCCCUGCCAAUGGGCCGUCCCAGGACAAGCAGUCUUGA